Messenger RNA from Lachnellula hyalina, 615 nucleotides. RefSeq lists its product as uncharacterized. The transcript has 2 exons. The coding region runs from base 1 to 615 and encodes 204 amino acids. Lineage: Eukaryota; Fungi; Ascomycota; Leotiomycetes; Helotiales; Lachnaceae. The record is from RefSeq and is a predicted model, not a curated record.
AUGGACUCAACGACCUCGCGCCUCCGCAAGACCUUUCGCUACCCCACCGAUACCUCGGACACUGAUUCCAUACCAGAAGCUAUGGAUGAAGAAGAGCAAGAAAACCUCAUCAAAAACCUACACGAGCAAAACACGAACUUAAAUAUACAAUAUACACGCAUCCUCCUCGCCCUCCCCCUCGUCUGCAUCCUACCCUACCUAUCCGCACUCUUUGCGCUGCAAACAACCUUCCUCUCCAUCCUCAGCAUCUCCUCUCUACUAUCAACAGCAUGGAUGGUAUUCGUGCUUCCUUCCGGUGAAACCGGUAUCUAUAUGCUCGACAAUUUAAACAAUACCCCAGCAACAUUGGAUGACGGCGGUGUUGAGUACUCGAAACGGGUGGUGCAUCCGGAAGGGCCAAUACGGCAGUAUUUGCCGUAUCUGAAUGUAGGAUUGUGUUUGUUGCUAGGGGUGCUAGGGAAGCUGGUGAGGGAGAGGGGGGAUGGGAUGUGGUGGGUUUUGAGCUGGUUGCCGGCUGCUGUUUAUGUGAUUGUUGUUUGUGGGAAGUUUGUUAUGGGGGGUGUGGAUCCCGGGAGGGAGUUGGAGGGGUUGAGGUAUGGGUUCAAAGGGGCUUGA